AAUUCCGAAAGGUUGUCUACACGAGGCAUGACGAAAGUAUUGUCGUCGCAAAGAGACUACUUAAAUUUUAAUUGUUUUGUUAGAGAUCGAGCAAUCUGCGAACGAAGUGUAUCACAAGUAGAAACAAGAAGCAUGCCUAGUGAAGGGAAUCAGUUAUUUCACUGCUAUAAUCGUGGAUGUGGGCAGAAAUUUGAUCCAAAUGAAAACAGAGAAGAUUCAUGUACGUUCCAUCCAGGAGCUCCAUUCUUUCAUGAUGCAUAUAAAGGCUGGUCGUGUUGUGAGAAAAAAUGUAGAGAUUUCACGGAAUUUCUUAAUAUAGAGGGUUGUACCAAAUCUUACCACAGCAAUGAGAGACCUCCAGAAGCAGAGCGAUCUCCAGUUGACAAAUCUAAGUCAAAUGAAGUUAUUGAAUACAAAUCACCUCAGGCUCAUGUUUUUGAGGCGCUGGAGAGGCCGCCAUUUGAAUCGUCGCUAGUGAAUCUAAAAGUGGAGGUGUCGCCAACCUUAGUACAGCAAGUGAAAUCGCUCACGAGACCCGCGAGUGACGGUUCUGUAGGAAGCCAUAACGUCACUGAAAUUGCUAUAGGCACAUCGUGCAAGAAUAGAGGUUGCAGGCAAACAUAUGAAGGGCCUGGAACUGCAGAAACCGCCUGCUCACAUCACCUUGGUUUCCCGGUGUUCCACGAGGGACUCAAAUUCUGGCCCUGUUGUCAGCGACGCACCACUGACUUCGACAGCUUUCUGGAGUUAGAGGGGUGUGUGGUAGGAGAACAUAUGUGGUUUAAAGAAAAGGGGCAGGACCAAGAGGUGAGCUGUCGUUACGACUGGCAUCAGACGUCCAGCGAUGUUGUCGUUUCUAUAUUUGCUAAGAAAUACGAUCCGGAUGGCUCCUUCGUGCAACUGAAUCCGGUUCGGCUGAUGGUGCACCUCUUCUUUCCCGAGGAUCAGAGCGUCUUCAGUUUAGAUUUGGAAUUACGUGGGGUGGUAGAUGUGGCUCUCAGUGCUGCCAGCAUGCUUCCCACGAAACUCGAGGUGAAGCUUCGAAAGGCGGAGCCCGGCUCGUGGUCCAGAGAGUUCAGGAUGAGAAGACAUUCAAUUCCCAACAUCCUCCCCACCCUGGUCAACCUCCAGAGGCAUGACCAGUUGAACUGGACGGGAGAUCGUGGACCCCUCUGGCGUCCGAAGAAUGACAGUUCGGAUUCUGCCACCCCUUCUUCUAUACGCGCCUUCUUCCACAUGUGA
Messenger RNA from Zootermopsis nevadensis, 1242 nucleotides. The record is from RefSeq and is a predicted model, not a curated record. Lineage: Eukaryota; Metazoa; Arthropoda; Insecta; Blattodea; Termopsidae.